This is a messenger RNA of Brassicogethes aeneus, 4524 nucleotides long. The record is from the annotation of a GenBank genome assembly. Lineage: Eukaryota; Metazoa; Arthropoda; Insecta; Coleoptera; Nitidulidae.
AUGCGCCUCGGCCUGGCUCUGCUGCUGGUCGCGCUGUUGUCAACGUAUCGCCGCAUACGGUCGCCGUCGCCCGUCGCCGCUCCCCAACGCCUCCACGUCCUCUUUAACCUGCUUCCUUCCAUCCUCUUUUUCAGAGCGGUCGACGCGCUCAACGUCACGCAGGCCUUCGACGGAACCGCCGCCGUUCUGCCGGGUCCGACCAGCAGCCACGUGCUACCACCUGUCGUACCAGAUCAGUAUACAGGCGGUCUCGUUCAGCCGACGAAGAAUUCCGAAGAAGAUGACAGUCGCGAAUACUCGUACCCAUUGGCGCCCACUCUGGAAAGUACCACCAGCGCUAUGGAGCUGUACACGGCGACGGCCGAGCCGGCGAAAAACCUCACGUCGAGCAACCUCAAGUCGGAAAACCUGGGAAAGAAAAAUCUAACUGUCGGAUAUCUAACCGCGGUCAAGGGGUCGUUGACCAGCAGACAGGGCAUGCUCGUUUCAGGAGCCAUCCAAAUGGCACUCGAUAAGGUUAACAGCGAUCCGGAUUUACUUCCGAAUGUCACGUUGGUCUUGAGAUGGGUGGAUACCAAAGGUGAAACAGUGGUAGCUACCAGAGAAAUGACCCACAUGAUUUGUGAUGGCGUUGUAGCAUUUUUUGGACCUGAAAGUACUUGUCAUGUAGAGGCUAUAGUCGCCCAAUCCAGAAAUAUACCAAUGAUAAGCUAUAAAUGCUCGGAUUCCUCUGCUUCUGAUGUUCCAACAUUUGCAAGAACAGAACCUCCUGACACUCAGGUUGUAAAAUCAGUUGUUUCGCUUAUGCUGUACUACAAAUGGAACAAAUUUGCAAUAAUCUACGAGGAAGAGUGGUCGACUGUGGCAAAGUCGCUAGUAAAAGAAGCGGAAAAACGAAACAUGACUAUAAAUUAUGAGAGGGAAACUGACGCUACUUACAAGUGUUGUUCCGAAAACCGAGAUUGUUGUAAGGCAAGCUAUUGGUACCAAUUCGUUCAAAACUCGAAGAAUUUAACGAGAAUAUAUGUGUUUCUGGGAAGCCCCAGCUCUUUGAUACACUUUAUGGAUUCGAUGCAGACCCUUAAACUGUUUGAAAACGGGGAGUACAUUGUUAUAUCCGUGGACACAAACAUCGCAUACGAAAAGGAAAUCAACAAGUACCUUUGGGAAUCCAGUAUAUUUGAUGACUACGAACGAUGCGAAGACAUUCCCGACUACCAAAGCCAUUUAAAAAGAAGCAAAUCAUUGUUCAUCGUCAUUCCCACAGCACCCACUGUAAAUUACGAAAAUUUUUCCAAAGAAGUAAGAGAAUAUGGCUCCAAACAACCCUUCAAUUUUAUUACAUCAGACUAUUUAAAAAAAUUUGAAAGAUAUGUUCCCUUAUACGCUGCGUAUCUCUACGAUUCCGUUAUUUUAUACUCAAAUGCUCUUCAUUACUUAUUGGCCGGUGAAAAAAUUUUAAAUGAAAAAACCAUUGAUAAAAUAGCCAGUAAUGGGACUAAAAUAAUAGAAACCAUUAUUAACAUCAACAAAACGUACAAAAGUGUUAUUGGAACAACGAUGAAAUUAGAUGAAAAAGGCGACUCGGAGGGAAACUUUUCCGUUUUAGCGUUUCAAAACAAAUCCUAUUCCUACGAAAAGAAGCAGUUCAACAAAAAUUUCACCUGUUCCUUUCAAAUGGUGGCGGUAGGUCAAUUCUACCAACUGCCUACGGAUGAUUUUCCAGCAUACAGGAUAAACUCAAGUUUGCCGAUAGAGUGGCCGGGUAAAGACAAACCAAACGACGAACCCAGUUGUGGUUUUAAUAAUGAACUUUGUCCGAAACCGAACACGCAUCUAAAUAGUAUUAUAGCUGCAGGAGCGCUGGGCAUAGUGUUGUUCUGCGCGUGCGUAAUAACUAUGAGCAUAUACCGGAAGUGGAAAAUUGAGCAGGAAAUAGAGGGUCUGCUGUGGAAAAUUGACAAGGACGAGAUUCAGACCUGCGUCGACAGAGAUAUCGUCUCCAGUCCAAGCAAGCAAAGUUUAAUAAGCGCAAUUUCGUACGAAUCCAGAGGCGGACAGCAAGUUUUCACGACGACCGCCCAAUACAGGGGCGUAUGGGUGCGGAUUAAAACGUUGACGUUUUCGAGGAAAAAAGACAUUUCCAGGGAGGUGAUGAAGGAGAUGAGGCUGCUCAGAGAACUCAGACACGACAACGUCAAUUCAUUCAUUGGAGCCUGCGUUGAACCCAUGUCCGUUUUACUAGUCACUGAUUAUUGUGCCAAAGGAAGUUUAUAUGAUAUUAUUGAGAAUGAGGAGUUUAAGUUGGAUAAAAUGUUUAUUGCUUCACUAGUUCAUGAUCUCGUUAAAGGCAUGUUGUAUUUACACAAUUCAAUGCUGAUUUGCCACGGUAAUUUGAAAUCAUCGAAUUGCGUUAUAACAAGUCGAUGGGUGCUACAGGUAACCGAUUUUGGUUUGGCUGAAAUGCGGCAAAGUGCAGAAAAUGAUAGUAUAGGUGAUCAUCAGUAUUUUAGAAAUUUAUUUUGGAAAGCUCCAGAAAUAUUAAGAGAACCGAAUGCUUAUAUAAAAGGUUCUCAAAAAGGUGAUAUUUACGCUUUUGCAAUUAUUGUUUAUGAAAUUAUUGGUAGACGGGGACCAUUUGGCGUGAUGGGUUACGAACCAAGAGAUAUAAUAGAUCUUGUGAAAAAGGAACCAAUCGAAGGCGAGGAACAACCGUUCAGGCCCGACAUUGACGUCCUACUCGAUUCUGAAAUAGGCUGUGACAGUUACGUUAUACAAGUAAUCAAAGAAUGCUGGGCCGAAAACCCAGACGAACGACCUGAGUUCGCUACGAUCAGAAGCAAACUCAAGAGAAUGAAAGACGGAAAAAACAAAAAUAUUAUGGACCAAAUGAUGGACAUGAUGGUUACCUAUGCGAAUCAUCUAGAAGAAUUGGUGGGGGAAAGGACCAGGUUGUUGCAUGAAGAGAAGCAAAAAACUGAAGACUUGCUUCACAGAAUGUUACCUAAGCCUGUUGCGGAAAGCCUGACGUGCGGCUACGGCGUGGAGCCCGAGGCCUUCGAGCAAGUGACCAUCUACUUCAGCGACAUCGUCGGGUUUACCGCAAUGUCGGCCGAAAGCACGCCGUUCGAGGUCGUCAAUUUCCUCAACGACUUGUACACGGUGUUCGAUCAGAUCAUCAAGGGCUACGAGGUGUACAAAGUGGAAACGAUCGGAGACGCCUACAUGGUGGUCUCCGGGCUGCCGAUUCGCAACGGGGAAAGGCACGCCGGCGAAAUCGCUUCCAUGGCGUUGGAGUUGCUGGCGGCAGUUAACAACUCGAGGAUCACGCACAGGCCCAAGGAAACGUUGAAGUUGAGGAUCGGCAUUCACACAGGGCCCGUGGUCGCUGGGGUGGUAGGCCUGACGAUGCCGCGUUACUGCCUGUUCGGCGACACCGUGAACACUGCGUCGAGAAUGGAAAGUAACGGGGAACCCCUUAAAAUACACAUAAGCGUGCAAUGCAAGGACGCUUUGGAUAAGUUGGGAGGAUACAUAAUUGAAGAGAGAGGCUUGGUGUACAUGAAGGGUAAAGGGGAGGUGUUGACGUAUUGGUUGACGGGCGCCACUGAGAUGGCGAUUCAGAAACGCGAAGUGGAGUUGGGGCAGGAUCCGCCGCUGUUCUGUCGGCCACGGAAAAGCCCGAAGUUGUACAACGAUAGCCGACAGCCGUCGAUUUGCGGCGGUUUCGGCGGCAUGAAUAGCCGACGGCAUUCGAGCGUCCCGAGAGGAACCAGUAUAGAAGUGGAAAGCACGUCUACGUUGCAAAACUCGAGCCCGGUGCCGUCGCGGCACUUAAAAGUCAACCGUCAACACAAUUUGCACGUUCCAGACGCGGUGGGCUCCAAAACGACCAUAAACACCGCGUUCGGCAGUCAGUUGAUCGAGGUGCCGGAAGAGUCGAGAAAGCCGAGGAAGAGGCGCAUGCUGAGCAGCAUCGCGUCCAGCACGGACGAGUACAACAAAAGUGCGACCGAGUACAACGCGAACCGCGUCAGGGAGUCCAAGUCGCUGGACCCGCUGCCGCUCGCGAAAAUCAAGCUGCUGGAGAUACGGCCGACGCCCGAACUGCGCAGGUCCACCAGGUCGCUGGAGAAUUGUGAUAAGUGCGGCGACGUUCAGAUAUUCGCCAUACCGGAAGACAAACUUUUGAACAAUAACUUUCCGAACGGUAACUUGUCGAGGCACGACGACGACGUUGAAGUACCUUUACUGGACCAACGUCAGCUGAACACCGCCAUUGUUAGACGGAGAGGUGGCAGCACCAUGAACGAUAGUCUGGAUAGCGACAAUCUCAAAAAAUGGCGGUCAUUGGAGUCUGUACCCGCUUCCUGUGAUCCCCACCUAAACAAAAAGAAGUCGGUGAAGAGUUGGAUAACGGAGUUCUUUAAAGGAAACGGCGUCAGGUCGAGUAAUACGUCACUGAGAAGGGCCGUUAUUAACGAGUACAACAAUCUACAGCCAGAAUCUGAGAGUAUUGUCUAG